AACGGCCAAUGUAUAUCGUACAAGAAAAAUUACCGGUAUUAAUUGUCAAAUGUUUCUAUCUACAAGAAAAAUUCAACGUUUAUUCUUAUAAUUAUAAAAAAAGUAUUACUACUUCAUCGUAUUUAUUACCUUCUAUGAUUCAUUCGUAUAAAUGCGCCGUAUUUGCAUGAAUAAAUACGAAUUGUGAAAACUUGCAGAUAAUGUACAUAAUAUUUAUGUAUGCGAGUGAGUGCACGAGUAAUGAGUCACGUGUUAAUGAAAAGAAAUAGUGAACCCACAUCACGGACGGAAUUUAGAUGAAUGAUCGGGAAAUAAAUAUGGAACCCGCAUAGCUAUAGCUUCGAGAGAAACUCUUACGAAGAAAAAACGAAAUGUUGUAAUUUUAGAUAGUGGAUUUAUUGCUAGUAAACGGGAGCGGUGAUUCGUGAAAAGGAAGAGCCGUAGGAAGAGACAACCGUGACAGUAACGACGAGAAUCAAUGGGUUAACAUCAGAGAAGACCUAAAAUUAUCUUACUAGAGUGACAUUACUGUGGAAGAAUCAAUCUCCAUGAUGGAGGUGAAGCCGAUACCAAAGCCGCGAUCAGUCAUAACUGAGAGCAGACCGAUACCGGCGCCCCGAAGACUCUUGCCGAUGACCACCUUGCCAUCGACUCAUUCCAGCAGUCCAACCAGCGAAUCGAGUCAAUCCGAGAAGAGUGACGAUUUAAGGUCAACCAGCAGUACCAGCGAAAAUAGUCGCGGCAACCACGAGUUUUUUCGCAGCCUCAGUACGAGCUCGCGUCAAUUGAAGGAUGAGAUCUCAGAGAAGAUGACGGUGAAGGGACGUGCCGUUAUUUCCAGCACGCGAAACGCCAGUAUUCGGUUGGAGAAGUCGGUAAAGAAUUUGUUGACUCGGCGACUAUCAUCUUUGAAUCAGGACGACGUAGUCUGCCAAAGCGGUGUCCAGAAGAAACUCAAAGAUCCAGUUGAGGAGGAUAGAUGCGUGUCCAUGCCAGCUGAUAAUAUCUUUAGCAGCAUCUCAUUUUAUAGUCCUUUGAGCGGCAAUCUGAGAAGCGUGAAGAAUGAGGAGGAUCUAUCCACCGGUGGCAGACACAGCCCGCCGCCUCCAGUUUAUCCGCCACCCCCGCUUCCGGACGAAUCUAUCUACGACGAAUUGCAAUCCGUCACGUCGGGAAGUAGCGACCGAUACGACACACUCAGUUCUACGGUGUCCGACAAGAUCGAGCGAGAUUUUCACGACUUCAAUGUCCUCGGCUUCUCGCGAAAUCAGGCUAGUGAUUCCGACCAAAGUCUAAACUUGUCUGAUGUCAAUGCAAGUCUAUCGCUCGACAAAUCUGAAACGUCUACCAAAAGGCUAUCGAGAUCAGAUUCUUGGACUUUUUAUGACGUCACACCAGGUACGAAAAGCGAGAAUGUCGAUGAAGUGGAUAGGAUAUUCAACGUAGAAGAGGAAAGCUUGGAGAAAUCCUUUGAGAGGAAAAUUUCGCCAGUAGAUCGAACUUCUUGCGCGUCCUUCGAGAGCCAAGCUUCCAUUCAAAAUUCUCUCUAUGAGAAUCUAUCGCCGCCGAAAGCCGAUUGUCGACAAGAACUGACGACGAGUCCUUCGGACACCAGAGUGCAAAGCAGCAAGUCUGUACUUUUUGAGUUCGAUCCAUUCGCGAAGACUUCCGAAGACGAAAACGUUUAUAGUAAUUACGAGAACAACGAUUUGAUGUUGCUUGAGACUUUGUUAGCUACCAACGAUUUGCCUAGUAGUGCUGAUAGUACGUUGGAAUUUCGCGAGAGCGCCGAAGAGGAGCAAGAGGACGAAGAAUUGAUACAUUCUGGUAUCACACCUCCGGAGCCACCCAAGAGAUUUGACUCUCUUCCCAAAAACGAAUAUGAUGUGGCAGAAGGUGUGGAACAACCCGACAAGGUCCAAGCUUCAAGCAAAAAUCCGCCUCUCUUGCCAAAACUGGCGCAUUUGGUGACCAAAAAGCAGCCGGCUGUUCCUCCCAGGAAGCCUCCCAGGUCUUCUAUGAAGGGUCCUCCGCUUCCUCAACCAAAUGCGAAUAUGACUGUGACUACAACGACACUUGCCAAUAAUGAUGAGGAGAAUGUUACCAAUUCUUCUUCGGCGACACCGAGGCUCGCCGAGGACAAUCGCAAAGUGAGCGUGAUACAAAAAUUAAAGAAACUGCGACAGGAGUCCACGGUGCAUGCCAUCAAGCCUAAUGUGAUCAGUUUUGUUAAGAGUGGUAGUAAACUGUUAGCCAGGACUCGCGAACAUAUCGGUGAGUCCGGCUCGAGGUCACUGCGAAUGGAGAGGCCGAAGGUGAACGUUCCGCACAAUCCGGUCACACAUAGGGGAAUAGUAUAUAGGACUGGAAUGGGUAUCGAGAGGGCCAAGGACCUCGUGCCGAGAGCAGCAGUGUUGCUCGAUCGGAAAUUAUCGUUCUACGCUGACAAGAGCAUGUCUACGCUGAAAGAGGUCGUGGAAUUAGAGACAGUACACAGUAUUCAUCUGCUUCAGGAUGUUAACUAUUAUAAUAAAUUUGCAAGCUUACGUCAGUCGUAUUUUAAGGAAGGUGUAACAGGUACUUGGUUCCCAGCUUGGCUUCUCUUACAACAAAGAAUACUGACUUACACAAAAACCUCGGAGUCUGCUGUAAAUUAUGCUGUGAACUUUGAACACGUAGAUCUACGAAAAGCGCGUUGCAUUGUAUUGCGAGAUCAAGAAGGACCAAUUGCUGCGUGCGGGACUGUUCCAAUAGUCGUUGUAGAUGCUGGAGGUAGUGGCGCCUUGCAUAUUGCCACAUCGGGAACCCACGAAUCGACUGCGUGGCGACAUGCGCUUUAUCAAGCAGCUACGAACUGCGGCCCUGCUUUAGACCAACAACAAAUUACGCAGGACAACGUGCCUGUCAUCUUGGACAAAUGCAUCAACUUUAUCUAUGCCCAUGGUAUGAUGACGGAAGGUAUUUAUCGUCGUAGUGGAUCAAGCAGUGCCGUCGUAAAAUUAUUAGAGGCUUUCAGACGAGAUGCAUGGGCAACACAAAUAACACGAAAUGUUUACUCGGAACAUGACGUCGCCACGGUUCUUAGAAGAUUUCUUCGAGAUUUACCGGAAUCAUUGUUUCCUCCUAAUAUACAUGACCGACUCUGCCUUGCCUCAGAAUCGACUAGUGAAGAAAACAGAAUAGCGACUUAUCGAAAAUUAUUGUCCACUCUAAAUCCCAUAACAUCGGCGACGCUUCGUCGGAUCCUAGCGCAUCUUCAUGGCCUCAGUCAGCAGAGUGCCAGGAAUCUAAUGACCGUCGAAAAUCUUUCGGCAGUCUGGGGUCCAACUUUGAUGCAUGCCGGCGAAAACAGUGCCGAGGAAUGGAAUCGGACGGAGAUCAAGGUCAUCGGUGAUCUCAUCAAACUAUAUCCGAAACUUUACCAAUUGUCGUCGGCUGAUUUGGCCAAGGAAGCGAAAAUGCUGGAGAUUCUGGAAAAACAUCAUGUAUCCAAUAAUGGAUUACGAGGUGCACCCUCAGGAGAUCUCAAGAUCUGGAUAUACAUCCUUUCACCAAAUGGAGAGUGUGUGAAUGUUACAAUCGGACCUCAGAAGACCGCAUUCGAUGUGUGUCGAGAACUCGCUGAGAAAACCAACUUACCGUCUCACGAACUGUGUUUAGAGGAAUAUACUCUGUCCGGCGCGCUGGAGCGACCGUUGCAUCAUAACGAACGUGUCUUGGAAGCAGUGGCGAGAUGGGGAUACUGGGACUCGGAUGAUAGAAAGGAUAAUGUCCUCAUUCUCAGAAAAGACCGAUUAUACAAGGACAUCGUGCCUCUGGUAAAGCCGCCUAUGACGAUCUCCGGCGAACUUAAAUUUGCGGACAUCAAGACAAAGAAUCUGAAAACUUACCUCUUCGAAUUCAGCCAGGCGAAGCUUUUUUGUUAUAAGGAUAAGGUGUGCUCCGUGAAACUUCAUGAAUGGAAGAUAGAAGACAUCAUUUGGUACUUGGGACAUGAGCCUAAACGCAAUCCACAAAUGGGCUGGUCUCUCACGUUUAUCACAAAAAAUAAAAAGCCAACGAGAUGUAAGGACAGUCCAUAUUUCGGGAAUAUUUUGGCGGGCACGUCCAAAGACGAGCAGUAUAAAUGGUUAGCGGCUAUGCUUUUCGGGGAAUACCAAUUAAAUCUUCGGGCUUCCGCAGUGAAUCUUAUGGAUCCAUGAUCGAUUAAAGCCGAUUGAAUUAUAAGCCACUUAGUGCCUCCAAAGUGAUCGAUAAUAAGUGAUACUUUCUUCUAUUAAAUCGCGAUUCUGAACAAAUAUGUGUACAUUAUAGUGUCGAUUAAAAGAACUGAUUAGCUUAAUAUUUUAUAGUUUACAAUUUUAUAGAUUUUUUUGAGUAUAUAGUAUACACACACACACUAAAAGUCUGAUCUCGUCUAACAAACGCUUAUGUAAAUUGAAUUAUCCUGUUACGAACCUAUCGAUUAGUGUGGCCAAGUAGAAACAUCGUCGUAAUUACGAUUGUGAAUCAAUGAUGCUGUAAAAAUCUAUAAUUAAUCAACAGGGAUGUUAAUUAUCAUAUCAUGAGACGAAUUAUAGAAUAACAUGCCAUUUUUAGAAAAAUAAAAUUAACGAAAGAUAUGAAA
Acromyrmex echinatior (Panamanian leafcutter ant) is the source of this 4627-nucleotide messenger RNA. It is a transcript of the gene RhoGAP15B, whose product is annotated as RhoGAP_ARAP and RA_ARAPs domain-containing protein RhoGAP15B. NCBI's taxonomy places the organism in Eukaryota, Metazoa, Arthropoda, Insecta, Hymenoptera, Formicidae. Gene Ontology annotation, cellular component: cytoplasm. Gene Ontology annotation, molecular function: phosphatidylinositol-3,4,5-trisphosphate binding; GTPase activator activity. Gene Ontology annotation, biological process: positive regulation of GTPase activity; signal transduction. The record is from RefSeq and is a predicted model, not a curated record.